AUGUGCAUAAUCAACGGGGAGGUUCGUGUAGCCACCCUUGACUGCGUCGCUGUUGUUGCUCAUCUCCUCGGUGCUGGAAAUCUUGGGCCUCUGCUUUCAGUUGUUCCGCAUGCGGGAUCGGAUCUGAAUAACUCCAAUCAUAGUGACUCCAUCGCUUGUGCAAACAAUUCCAUUCUCGAGGCGGUUCAGCGGCGUCUAGCUCGACGUCAGCUUCCACAGUUAGACAGCCAGUGUCGUGUUGUGCGUGGAUUCUCUAUUGGAAUCACAGCCCCAUCUGUGGGGCAUCAUCGAAACGGUCAUGUGUUUCGAUCGGCUGGCCCUUUGGAGGCGUCAAGUGAGGUUGUUGCGCUCACCGACCUGGAGGAUGCAGGCAAUGUUUCUCAUCGGAAACGUGCGUACUUUAUGAGCAAUUCCGCUUUGCAUCCGAACUCAGCUUCAAAAGGUCUACGACGUCGACCCAGCGCUGGUUCUAACAAUCGAUUGCCUUGGGAUCCUCAAGCAGGUUCUGCUGGUUCUAUCGCAUCAUCCAGUGGUGUCUCAUCGGCUGCGUCUCCACGGUGUUUGGAUAGCGGUUCAGUUGAGCGCAAUCUGCUUGGUUCCACCCCAACAGAAUCGCAUCUACUAGUAGGCACUUUUUAA
This is a messenger RNA of Echinostoma caproni, 639 nucleotides long. The record is from the annotation of a GenBank genome assembly. Lineage: Eukaryota; Metazoa; Platyhelminthes; Trematoda; Plagiorchiida; Echinostomatidae.